Acanthopagrus latus (yellowfin seabream) is the source of this 5341-nucleotide messenger RNA. RefSeq lists its product as uncharacterized. Gene Ontology annotation, biological process: protein ubiquitination; Notch signaling pathway. The transcript is spliced from 6 exons. The coding region runs from base 603 to 3908 and encodes 1101 amino acids. The record is from RefSeq and is a predicted model, not a curated record. Lineage: Eukaryota; Metazoa; Chordata; Actinopteri; Spariformes; Sparidae. Gene Ontology annotation, molecular function: RNA binding.
UCUGAAGUUUAAUAUUAUGUUCUUUCAAAUGUUUACAACAUUAUGAUAUAGAAUACAAUGCUGCCUGUACACCUGUGUGAGAUACUGGUGUUUUCACAGCAUGAAACGCAGUGGCUUUCGUAGCUAGUUUAGGUGCAGCUGUGUUGGAAAUGUCAACAACUCAAAAGUAUUUGAUACUGAGGAAAGAGCCCAAAACAAGACACCACUGCUUUUUGAAAAGUGUCAGAGAGGUUAAGUAAAAACAAAAGAGGAAAAGUUUCUAAAUAUUUAACAAGGCCUUGUGUUGUAUCUAUUUCUUGUAGUUAUCAAUUUUAAUGUAAAAAAUCCUAUUCUGAAAAAUAGCUGUCAGCUUCUCUCAGUUGUUAUAGUUACAGUUAUUGUGCACUUUGUCGCCCGCUGCCGCCGCCAUGACACAUCACAGCAGUUCGCAGCCCAGUUUCACUUUUCUUCCAUGGCUUGCGAAGUGUGGCGGUCGUUGUAAGAUAGCGAGAAACGCCGUGAAACCUUUGUAAGGUCAGUAAAUAUGACGAAUCUCAAAGAUAUCCAGCGUAUUUGAUGACAGGUAGACACUGCGGCGGGUGCAAACAGAAGAUCCUUCGCUGAUGGCAGAGCCGGGCCGGACUGUGAGGGUGAGCGGUCUGCCCACAGACACUGAGGAUGCCAGGCUGAAAGAUAAGCUAUUUAUUCACUUCCUGAGAGACAGGAACGGAGGAGGCGAAAUAGACUCUGUCACUAUUGUCAAGGCAACGCCCGCGUAUGCCCUCAUCACCUUUGAGGACAGUGGAGUGGCACAGAGACUUAUUCGACAGAGACGGCACACUCUGGAAGUGGAUGAGAAGAAGUUUGAAGUCACUGUAACUGAGCACCGUGAACGCCUGGAUCCAGACAAGGUCAUCCCAAGUUUAUCAGCAAUGGUUGACUACAGCCAGCUUCCUGGGGGAGUGAUGGCAUUGACAAGCCUUCAUAAGAGCCACCCCGAUGUCCAGAUAAGCUACGAUGCUACUGCGGAUUUGUACACAUUGUAUGGCGUCUAUUCCAAAGUCCAAGCUGCCUUGGCUCAGCUGCUUGGUCCACAACCAAAAGAAAACAAAGACUCAGGUCAACCUGACACAAGUGGCUCCAGGUCUGUUCAGGUAGCACAGAAGCCUCAUGCUCAGGAGUCAGAAGAUCGGAGCAGGGAGACUAAUAAGCAACCAGAACAAAGAGAGGAAGUUCACUCUGAUGAGAACAACUCAGACCCACAUAGAGACCUGACACCUGGUGGUAAUGGCUGGGAAGACACUGUUCAGACACAGGCUGCACCUCUGCAGCAUCCUACAACAUCAGAGGAGGAGUUCUUCCUAAUGGUGGAUGCUGACAUGUUCCAAUAUGUGCAGAAACACUGUCGAAAGGAAUAUCAGCAAAUCCUUAGUCAGCAUGGUGUUGAUGUGGUGGAUAUGACCAAUCAGGGGUUGACUAGUCUAUUUCUGCAGGUUACGACAGGAGUGGGGGACAAUCGUCGCUGUCAGGAGACCCUAAAGUUGGCAAAACAGGCACUGAGUAGCUUUUUCCAAGAGAAUGAGAUCAAAAUCCGUCGAGCCCAGCUUCCUAAGAUUAUCCUAACACCAAGGGGGGGACUGCGAAGGGCGAAAGAGACCUUACGUGUCAGACAUCCCAAGCUUCUUCUGACUGAAGAUGACCGAAAUAUUUACAUUAUCGGCAGCAGCAGUGAUGUGUCAGAGGCCAAGCAGUUUCUCUUGCUGGACCACAGCAAAGAGUCAGGAAAGAAAGAGGAUGUAGCCAGUCUUCUUAGAUAUCCGUCCUAUGAUUCAGGUUCACUAACUCAUGCUGAUGAGCAGAGAGUCCCCCUCACCACAACCCCCACUGUAGAUCCAGUGGAUGAUAGGGUAGAUAGGCUGCUGAGGUCAGGGGAGGAUGAGAGGAGAGCUGAAGGGGCCAGAAGGUAUAAGUUAGCUGCUCGGUUUAAGGAUACAGGGCUGGCUGCGCUGGGCAGUCGGCCAACUGACCUCAGUGUACGAGGCGGGCUCUCGUCUCCCAUUAGGCAAGCUCGCCUUGGGCCAGUGUUAGGGCAUGAUGUACUGUCAGAGACAGCCCAGAUUGGUAGUGAGAAAGUCUCCAGGGCGGUGUCCCAAAACACUGGAGGGGACAUCUUGUUUAGGAGUGGAGAUUAUUUGUCUUCAUCUGCUUCGCUGAAUAAAAACUCCUUGAGCUCACAUUUAGCUGAUGCUAGACCCAAGAGUUUAACGUCCCCCCUUAGCACAAAUCAGUCCAGUUCAUCGGGAAGUCCUCCACUUCCACCUGCUGGGUCUGGAUCUACCUUGAAGCGAGCCAGCAGUUUCUCAGGAACUCCUCAGCAGAGGGUGCAGGUUACGGGUCAGAAGAGUCAAGAGGACUCCAGCAGGUCCACAAGCAGACCAAGGGCCAGGUCCUCUAGCUUCAGUGACCAAACAGGGAAGGAGAAGCGUGAAGUCCAUAAUGCAGAGAUUACUGUUUCCAAUGUGAUGUGGCAGCACAUAAAAGAGGCCUACGGCACCCGAGUGGAUGACCUGACUUCUGAUGUCCAGGUGAAAGAGAGACGCUCAGAGGUUAGUAGUGAUCUGACCAUCACCUUGCGAGGGGCAGAAUCAUUAAAAGUGAGUUCAUGUCGACUAGGUUUACAGAGGCUGAUUGAUUCGGUUUCAGCAGACUUUUCCAUGCAGCGACUGCGCUUGUUUGAUCUUGGUAUCCCUGACGCAGCAGAUGAAACCUUACAGGCCUGUUGUGCGGAUGUACGUAGCCGCUUUAAGAAAGUGACUAUCUUGAUAUUAAAGGAUAGUUUAUAUCUUCUCGGUCCAAAACAGUUGUGUUCUCAGGUACACGCUGCACUGCGGGAGGUAUUUUCAGGAGAUUUAGCCCAAAUACCAGAUCAGAAGGACUUCUCUUCUUCUGCUUCCUCCAAUUUGAAUCCAUCCACAUUUUUACAAAGGAAUGAGGACAAAAGCCCGCACAGUAAUCCUCAGGGAAUCCCAGCGAGCCAAACAAGCAGUGCUGAUUGGACUGGUUGUAGUCAGGAAAGGGGACUGAAAAGUAGAACUGACCCCCAACAGUCAGAGCAUGUGAAUGGAUCUAUUAGCAAGCCAGCAAUGAGGAAAGAACCAGUCAUUAAGGAGAAAGUAAGAAUCGGAAACACACUGGAGAUGGAUGGACAGAGGACUGAGAUCAACCACUCUAAAACAGGAAAUGAUAAAAGUGCGAGUCAUGUAGACCGAGUCGUGGAAACAACAACCCGUACUGAUAAAGACAUGGCUCUUUAUACGAAAGAGAAAAGGGAUCGAGUACAGCAAAGAAAAACUGAGAUCCAUGGCACCCCAGAGGAAACCAGGCCAGGUUUCAUAGCCCCAGGGUCCAUCUGUGUUUGUGGAGAGAGUGAGAAGUCGAUGACCAAAACUAAGUGUGGAGCUAUCAUGUGCUCAAAGUGCCUGGACACUGUACAUGUCCACUGCAAAGUCUGCCAUGAGACACCACGAGGCAUCCAGGGCAAAAUGAGCUCCUCUAGAAUCCACAUCAGCAUGCCAGGUCACAAGAAAGACUCUGCUAUCAAGAUCACUUAUGUCAUUCUUGAUGGCAUCCAAGAGGAGGGUCACCCUUCUCCAGGAAAACCAUUUCAAGGAGGAGUGUUUGAAGCCUACUUUCCCGACUGCGACAAGACAUGGAAGCUGCUGCCCAGGCUGGAGAAAGCCUUCGGGCAGGGACUCACCUUCACCGUGACAGAAAAAGAGACAGGGGCCAGGGUCACCUGGGACUGCAUACCACACAAGACCAGCCUGCAUGGAGGCAAACCGGGGAACGGUUACCCAGAUUCCACCUACCUCUCUCGCUUGUCUGACGUCUUGAUCUCACACGGGAUCGAGGAGCAAACGGAAAUCUGAAGGGGUUCAUCUGCAGUUUUAUAUUCAUGUGGUUAGAGCCAUUUGCACUAUAUUUGUACGAUGACAAGUGCCAGAUUGUAUUGCUGUGUUUGAGCAAGUUCAUGAUGUCUAUAUAUAUAUAUAUAUAUAUAUAUAUAUAUAUAUUUCUUUCAGAGUUACAGCUGUCAUUGCAGCUGGAUCUGCCUCACCGUUGGUUUCUUUAGCAUAGAUUCAAAAAACAUUCCUAGACUUUUUUCCCCCAUAGUUUCAGCUUUAUUUUGUACUCUUUUAUACUGUAUGUAUAGUAUUGAAUUGAAAUACAUUUCGUUUGGUCCUGUGCGGUUUAAAGGAUCAUCUAGUUUCGGAAAAACAGGAUGAUAUUUGCCGAAUUUUUGGGGUGCGUUAAAUUAAUGACUUUUAAAAAGCAGUAAAGAAACUACGAGUAUCAAGAAAUCACAGAAAUAAAAAAAAAAAAUCACAUCUCCUGACGUUUUGUUAUGCUUUUUUUUAUUAGUCCUGGAAAACAUGUAAGGCAUAUGGUAACAUUACACACUGAAGCGUUACAAGCUCUAGAGGCCAUGUGGAUACCAUGGCACCACGCAGUAAACCCAGAGUCAAGCACAGAAGCAGCAUCAAUUCAAAGGGUUUAAAAAACAAAGUCUAGACGAGAAGAGUGUUUGCAACCAGGAAAGAAAAAAAACAAAAACAAAAACCAAACAACACAAGGCAGGACGAGAACUAGCUUAGAAAUCAACCUGUUGGGUAUGCCUUGUAGAAAAUUGCCAGUGGUGGCUGAACUCUAACAGGAGGUGUGUAGUGGGAUGGAUGUGAAGUGAAUUUCGGAAGCAUUCCCAGAGAUAGGUUAAGGUGUUUCAUGAAUGUUCCAGCUGUGCUCGUGGUGAGGGUGAGGACUGGGGGGAUGGGGGUGGGGGGCAGGAGGCACUGGGGGCAGUGGAUUGGCUUCAGUUGGCACGACUGGAAGGGCUUUCUCCUCUCUCACACCACGCCACUACAUGACUACUAAACUACCAUGGAAAGAGAAAAGGUGAGCUGUACAUAAACACAUGCCUCGUUUUCUGGUCAACUACACAUGCAUCCUAGUGCUGUACACGACAAGCCCAGUCAGGUUGUACUUCCGUAGCAUCUCUAAUGUUUCUGUGAUGUCACUGCGUUUCAAUACCGUAAAAAAUAAAUGCAAGGGAAAGAAUAGCUGCAGGCGGAUGUGGUUGUUUGGGUUCUCGGUGUGGAUGAAUGAACACAGCGGCUCAGGCAGAGCCUCUCCUUUAGACUCGGAAUACUAAAGCUUACACCAAACAUGGAUGUGCGAAGGAAAGUUGGUGUGACAGUUUUGUGCAGUGAACUCAGUGAAACACAGUGAAAUAGAAUGAUGUGUCUGUGUGUGCGUGUGUGUGUGUGUGUGUGUGUGUUAGUAGAUGCAAAAAAUUAAGUGGUUU